UUGUUCAUCAAACACUUCUAAGCGUUUGUACAUCGAAUUCCGCGGUUGAGAUUGUCAUUUGAAUGAACAAAUUACUAGCUCACUCAAUAUUAAGUUUGAUUAUAAAAACUUCAUAUUGGUAAGUUUGGUUAAAUUGCAGGAUCUCUUUCAACAAGCUCAUAGUGCAUAAUUAACCAAGCGAAGCCCCUCCCAGGGAAGACCCUUUUGGCAUUGUCAAAUGGAGCAAGAAAUGGAGAAGAGGAAGGAAGGUACAAGUGAAGAAGAGAAAUGGGUGCAUGAUGCAUCUGUGGAUUAUAAAGGAAGACUUCCUUUCCGUGCUUCCACGGGCGUAUGGAAAGCUUCUCUUUUUGUUCUUAUAUUUGAAUUUAGUGAAAGGAUAAGCUACUUUGCGAUGUUCUCUAAUCUUAUCACGUACCUGACUAAAGUGAUCCAUCAAGACCUCAGUACAGCUGCCAAGAGUGUAAACUACUGGGCAGGAACAACAACCUUGAUGCCUCUGGUUGGGGGAUUUGUUGCUGAUGCCUACACUGGUGGAUUUAACAUGAUCAUAUUUUCUUCCCUCGUAUACUUAAUGGGAUUAAGCCUCUUGAUUCUGUCACAAUUCAUCCCAAGUCUAAAGCCAAACAACAAUAAUCAGCCUAGGGUGGCUCAUGAAGUGGCUUUCUUCCUUGCCAUUUACUGCAUCUCCUUGGGCACUGGGGGACACAAACCAUGCUUGCAAAGCUUUGGAGCUGAUCAAUUCAACGACGAUCACCGGGAAGAAAGGAAGAAGAAGACGUCCUUCUUCAACUGGUGGAGCUUUACUGUGUGCUUUGCUAUGCUGCUUGGUGCAACAGUGGUUGUUUAUGUUCAAGACUUUGUCAGUUGGGGAGUUGCUAGUCUCAUCAUCACUAUUCUCAUGGCUCUCACUACCAUAGCUUUCUAUGCAGGGAGGCCUUUUUAUAGGUACAAGCAGCCAGCAGGAAACCCUUUUAGGCCAAUUUUACAGGUUUUAGUUGCAGCAAUUAGGAAAAGGAAUUUGUCUUGUCCUUCAAAUCCAGCUCUUUUGUAUGAAAUCCCAGAGUUAGAGAAGUCGCAAGGAAGGCUUCUGAGCCACACUAGCGGACUCAGUUUUCUAGACAAGGCUGCAAUAAUUGAAGAGAAAUAUGUUGAGCAGAAAGAUAAUGCAUGGAGAUUAGCAACAGUGACAAGAGUGGAGGAGACAAAACUUGUUCUAAAUGUAGUUCCCAUAUGGCUAACUUCAUUAACAACUGGAGUAUGCUGGGCACAAGCCUCAACACUUUUUGUCAAGCAAGCAACUACCAUGAAUUUAAAGAUGACCGAAAGUUUCACACUGCCACCUGCUUCCCUUGUUUCUGUUGCGGCAAUUGGUGUCUUAAUAUCUCUCCCAAUAUACGAUAGGGUCAUUGUUCCAAUUCUAAGGAAAGUCACAGGCAAUGAAAGAGGCAUCAGCAUCCUUAGGAGGAUCAGCAUUGGCAUGACAUUCUCAGUCAUAGUCAUGGUUGCUGCUGCCUUAGUAGAAGCAAAGAGACUAAGAAUCGUUGGACAAAGGACAAUGAGUGUGAUGUGGUUGAUACCCCAAUACUUGAUACUUGGCAUUGCAAAUUCAUUUUCUCUUGUUGGGUUGCAAGAGUAUUUCUAUUACCAAGUUCCUGACUCAAUGAGAAGCAUAGGAAUGGCUUUAUAUCUCAGUGUGAGUGGAGUGGGAAACUUCUUAAGCAGCUUUCUAAUCAUCAUUGUGAACCAUGUCACAGGGAAAAAUGGCAAGAGUUGGAUUGGGAAGGACAUAAAUUCAAGUCGUUUGGAUAGGUUUUAUUGGAUGUUGGCUGUCAUCAAUGCUUUGGAUUUGUGUGCCUUUCUCUUCUUGGCAAGGAGUUACACUUACAAGACAGUACAGAGGAGAACUAUGGAUACUGAUGGUUGUAACAAGAGUGAUGGUGUGGAGACAGUGGCAAAAUGAAUUAAUAUAGCUACCUUUCAAUUUGGGAAAUUUUAUUUCUGAAAACUGCAAUUUUAACUUUGGUUGUAAAAUUGGUGAACUGCUUUGUAGAUUUAGAAGAGCUGUCGGAGGAAUAUAAACAACUUAUAUAUGGUAGCUUAAGGAAUAAAUAGGUAUGACCAAAAUAAAAUUGUCAUCGAUAAUUUGUAAAUAAGGUGAAAUUCAUUAUUAUAUUCACUGUUUAAUUAAAUAGUGGGUACUCAUACCCAAUACUCAUUGGAUA
This is a messenger RNA of Glycine soja, 2222 nucleotides long. RefSeq names its product protein NRT1/ PTR FAMILY 5.6-like. The record is from RefSeq and is a predicted model, not a curated record. The coding region runs from base 218 to 1960 and encodes 580 amino acids. The transcript has 5 exons. Lineage: Eukaryota; Viridiplantae; Streptophyta; Magnoliopsida; Fabales; Fabaceae. Gene Ontology annotation, biological process: transmembrane transport. Gene Ontology annotation, molecular function: transmembrane transporter activity. Gene Ontology annotation, cellular component: membrane.